Molecule: messenger RNA, 5928 nt
Organism: Callorhinchus milii (elephant shark)
Lineage: Eukaryota; Metazoa; Chordata; Chondrichthyes; Chimaeriformes; Callorhinchidae
Product: ubiquitin carboxyl-terminal hydrolase 15
Exons: 23
Coding region: 238-3144 (968 amino acids)
Biological process (GO): protein deubiquitination
Molecular function (GO): cysteine-type deubiquitinase activity
Source: RefSeq, a predicted model, not a curated record
CCCGGCAUGCCCGCCCGCCCGCGCCUGUUGGUGCUGCUGAACAUGGCGGAGGGCGGAGUGGCCGAUCUGGAGACGCAGAGAGGAGAGACGGCGGCCCUCAUGAAGACGCCGCUCAAGAAGGGGGACACCUGGAAGUGAUGCAAAAGAACUUCCUGGGCACAUCUGUGAAGAAGAAAGGCAAAAUGGCGUCCCUUUGUGUCCAUAAUCUAAAAGAACUAUCUACGAUUUCUGACGCUAAUGAAUUUGCUCAGUUGGACACAAACAAAAAUUAAAUACAAUGGGUACCUUGUGGACAGUCGUUGGUUUAAACAGUGGAAGAAAUAUGUCGGUUUUGACAGCUGGGACAAAUACCAAAUGGGAGACCAAAAUGUUUAUCCUGGUCCUGUUGAUAAUUCAGGGCUCCUUAUAGAUAGUGAUUCACAGUCCCUGAAAGAGCACCUUAUAGAUGAACUGGAUUACAUAUUGGUACCCACGGAAGGCUGGAAUAAAUUGGUCAGCUGGUAUGGAUUGUUGGAAUCCCAUGAACCGAUUGCACGCAAGGUAGUGGAGCAGGGCAUGUUUGUGAAGCACUGCAAAGUAGAGGUAUACCUCACUGAGUUAAAAUUAUGUGAAAAUGGAAACAUGAACAAUGUUGUAACAAGGCGAUUUAGCAAAGCUGACACCAUAGAUUCUAUUGAGAAGGAGAUGCGAAAAUUGUUUACUAUCCCAAGUGAAAAAGAGAUUCGAUUAUGGAACAAGUACAUGAGCAACACAUUUGAACCUUUGAAUAAGCCCGAUAGCACAAUACAAGAUGCUGGACUGUAUCAAGGGCAGGUACUGGUAAUAGAGCAGAAAAAUGAAGAUGGAACAUGGCCAAGAGGUCCUUCUACGAAUAAGUCUCCAAGUGCAUCAAAUUUUUCAACUUUGCCAAAGGUUUCCCCUUCAUCUCUCUCAAAUAAUUAUAACAGCUUCAGCAACAGAAAUGUGAAAAAUUCAAACUACUGUAUCCCCUCAUAUUCUGGCUAUAACAACUACGAUUAUCUAGAGCCAGGAAGGCACAGUGAACAACCUGGUCUCUGUGGCCUGAGUAACUUGGGGAAUACGUGUUUUAUGAAUUCUGCAGUUCAGUGUCUAAGUAAUACAUCCCCACUGACUGAAUACUUUGUGUCUGAUGAGUACAUGGAUGAGCUAAAUAAUGACAACCCAUUAGGAAUGAGAGGAGAAAUAGCGAAUGCUUAUGCAGAUCUCAUCAAGCAGAUGUGGUCAGGAAAAUAUAGCUAUGUUACACCGAGAGCAUUUAAGACACAAGUGGGCCGUUUUGCACCUCAGUUUUCUGGCUAUCAGCAACAAGACUCUCAAGAAUUGCUUGCAUUUCUUCUUGAUGGCUUACAUGAGGAUUUGAACAGAAUAAGAAAAAAACCAUACAUUCAGCUGAAAGAUGCAGAAGGAAGACCUGAUGAGGUGGUUGCUAAGGAGGCAUGGGAAAAUCACAGGAAACGAAAUGAUUCUAUUAUUGUUGAUAUUUUUCAUGGUCUUUUUAAAUCUACACUCGUUUGUCCUGAAUGCUCUAAGGUUUCUGUGACUUUUGACCCAUUUUGUUAUUUAACACUUCCUUUACCCUUGAGAAAAGAACGCACUUUGGAAGUUUUCCUUGUUAGAAUGGAUCCACUCACCAAACCUAUGCAGUAUAAAGUAGUUGUUCCUAAAAUAGGUAUUAUUUCAGAUCUGUGUGCAGCACUGUCUACUUUAUCAGGUCUCCCUGCAGACAAGAUGGUAGUUACAGAUAUAUAUAACCACCGAUUCCAUAGAAUAUUUUCUAUGGAUGAAAAUUUGAGCAGUAUCAUGGAAAGAGAUGAUAUCUUUAUUUUUGAAGUGUCUGGCAGUAGGACAGAUGACACAGACAAUGUGGUAAUUCCAGUGUAUCUACGUGAGAAGUAUCGGCAGCCAAGCUAUAGCCACCAUAGCAGCUCUUGCUUGUUUGGUCAACCAUUCAUGAUAUCCGUGCCUAGGAACAUUACUGAAGAGAAGCUCUAUAACCUAUUACUUAUGAAAAUGUGCCGAUAUGUUAGAACACCUAAUGAGAAUGAAGAUGAAGAAGCAACUCUUCAUUUUGCCAAAGACCACGGUAUCAAUGGCAAUGAGCAAAAUGGUGUACAUGAGGAGGGAUCUCCAAGUGAAAUGGAAACGGAUGAACAAGAUGAUGAAUCCAGUCAGGAUCAAGAACUUCCUUCUGAGAACGAGAACAGUCAAUCAGAGGAGUCUGUUGGAGGGGAUAACGAUGAUUCUGAAAAUGGCAUCUGCACUGAUGACACUUGUAAAGGACAUUUGUUCCAGGGACACAAAAAGCAACUGUUUACAUUCCAAUUCAAUAACUUGGGAAAUGCAGAUAUAAAUUAUGUGAAAGAUGACAGCAGACAAAUCAGAUUUGAAGAUAGUCGACAAAUCAGACUUGAUGAACGAACAUAUCUUGCAUUGGACUGGGAUCCUGAAGUAAAGAAGCGGUGCUUUGAUGAAAAUGCAGCAGAGGACUUUGAGAAGCAUGAAAGUAUGGAGUACAGACCCCAGAAAAAGAUGUUUGUGAAAUUAAAAGAUUCUAUUGAACUUUUUACAACUAAGGAAAAGCUAGGUGCAGAGGACCCAUGGUACUGUCCAAACUGUAAACAGCAUCAGCAGGCCACUAAAAAGCUAGAUCUGUGGUCAUUACCCCCCGUGCUGGUAGUGCAUCUGAAACGAUUUUCCUACAGUAGAUACUGGCGAGACAAGCUGGACACACUGGUUGAUUUUCCUAUUAGUGCUUUAGAUAUGUCUGAAUUUCUUAUCAAUCCAAAUGCUGGCCCCUGUGAAUACAAUCUGAUUGCUGUGUCAAAUCACUAUGGUGGAAUGGGUGGAGGACAUUAUACAGCCUUUGCUAAGAACAAAGAUGAUGACAAGUGGUACUAUUUUGAUGACACCAGCGUUUCACCUGCGACUGAAGACCAAAUCGUGUCCAAAGCAGCUUAUGUUCUGUUCUACCAGAGGCAAGACACAGUCAGUGGCACAGGCUAUUUUGCACAUGAUCGUAUUGUCAAGAAAGAAGCUUCUGCUGCUGUAGGAGCCCGAGUGGAGAGUGAUGAGGACUGUAAUGAGAACGAUGUCGAAAAUGAAAACUGCAUGCACACAAACUGACAUUGAACUGAUUACCAUGUACAACCCCUCAAAUGCAGAUUUCUGCCCAGACACUGGAAAGCUAGAAGGAUACAACCAAGUAAGAUUAGGAGAUCAUCUGGAGAAGGAAAGCUAAGUCAGCCCAAAGUAAAAGCCAUUUUGGAUUUUAAAUAUUGAAACAAACCUAAGUGAAUUACUUGAAACAAAAAUGUAUUAGGAAUUCAAUUAGAAGCUAACUGGAGUAUAUGAUAGACGUGUGAAGUCUGUUUGUCUUACCGAUGUAUGCAGUUCUUUACACUAAAUAUAUGCACAAAUAAUCAAAUGUGGUUCCCUUCUUCAAUCUUUGUUUCUUCUAUUGUUUUUGAGAAUGUACCAGUAUUUUCACAGAACUAUUGUUUUAUGUCUUGAGCUGAAGUAUACGGCAAAGUGUGCAAUGUAUUUGUCCUGCUGUGGAAAUAGAGAACACAAGCACUUAUUGGAAAGACAGUUGUUUCACCAACUCAGUGACAAACCUGCUGUCAUGCUCUGUUUAAACAUGUUGUACGAGCCACCUAAAUGAAUGAUUAGUGAAGCAUCUGCUCCUUCAUUGCUGUAAUUCAUGCUGCUUAGUUGGCACACCAUUGCCCCCAGUUAUAUUGCUGAAAGAUGAGCGAUGUUGUUUCAAGCAGUGGACUAUAAUGAGCAGGACACCUGAAUUAUACUUCCCAUACAUAUCAUCGCAUUGUCAACAAGACUGUUAGUUUCAAGCCAUGAUUUCAGAGUUCUGCACAGGAGCCUUGUUUCAUUCUGAAGUUUGGGUUUAAUUUAUUAAUGUGAAAGAAUCAGUCAUAGGACCAUCUGAUGCACACCUGCUGUGGUUAACCUCCAACGGGGCAAAUCAAAGUGCUGAUGAAAGGAAUGCCUCAAAAUUGUCUCAGCACUGGAUCUCCAGAUCAGUUUGCUUCUGAAUUGUGCCACUCAUCCCAGAUUUAUAAUUUUCAUACCAAUUUUUUUUUGCCAAUUCACAAUGGAAAUGCAGUAUAAAACAGCAGAAUAUUUUAUUUGUACUGCUCUGUCACAGAUAUGCGUUAUUGUCCCGCACAGGUUAAGUAGACAGCAUCUCACAUUUGAAAGGUACCACACUGAUGUGUACCUGCCUAUUGCUAUUCAUACCUCUACUUUAACCCUCUGAGGACUGCAGUGUCAUUUCUGCACCAAAUAAGAAAACUAUUGAGGUAUAAUAUUUUUAAUGUUUACUCAACGAAUCUCUGAACUUACGCAUGCGCUUUGCUCAGAACUUGCUCUGGGAUUUGCUGCAUUUCCUUCAAAUCUACUUUCCGAUGUGUUGUUAUGAGGUGCAGCGUUUAAAAAUUGACAGCAAAUAAUUUUCUACAGACAUGUGACGGAAAGCUUCUUUUGAAAACUGCAAAAAGCUUGCAGUACUCAGGGUUAAAAAUAGAAUGUCAUAACAGAUAUAAUUGAUGUGCUGGAGGGUUUUCAUUUGUUCAGCGAACUUAGUUUGCACACUUUUCUUUUGGUAUAUGACCAAGGGGACUAGUGUAACUGUCUUCAUGCAUCUAAGUUGAUGGUGUAUUAAAGCUGAGGCUCAACACGUUGUAAUCGAGCUACAAACUACAUUAUCAAAUCUGAUAGAACAAGUGAGCAGGUCAGUUAAUUUUGUUUAAUUCCUUUUGGGAUUUCACCAUAGCCUUACAGCAUAUUAAAUUGUGUACAAUAAACCUCUGCAUGAUACAGUAAUCAAUUAAUUGUAUAUAUUACUUGGUAAAUCGUGUUGAAUUUAUUAGUCUGCUGUAUUUAUGAGGCAAGGAUGCCAAACAGCUCGAGUGGAAUUUGGACUCUACCCCCCACCCCCGGAUUGCUGCUUUCCAUUUGAUGUAGUUCGUAAGAAUGUAUUUUUGAUUUACAGCCUUUGGCAGUAAGUACGUAAUGCUCUUCUCUACUUAAGUAAUUGCUUUGUGUCCCAUUGCCAAUAAAGGAAAUGAUGGUCUUCACUUUAAAAAUCUGACACAAAUAAAAUGGAUUUGAAUGUCGUAUUGUAUGAAUAAGUUCACUCUGUGAGUGCACACCUGGUAAAUUAUUUUAUUGAGAUGUUAUAAUUAAAGACAUAGAAACACUAUACAGUAGUAGACCAGGAUGAGUUAAGUAUACCAAGAAUGGCUUUGCUCAAUAACUUGAUAUUAGUGCUGGUAUUUCUCUCUGUGUUUUACAGUCAGUAUCUUUGCCUUUAUGGUUUGAAAUUUUUUGUAAAAUUAAAGUUAUAAAACCUCUAGCAUGACUGAGGAUAAUAUUUUGUCUGCACUUCAUUUAAUUUGAGUUUACAUUUGAAACUUGCAUGUUUAUUUAUAUAAAUUUACAAUAAAGUUAUGCAAGGCCUUAGCUACUACACUUGUCUGUCCUUUUGAUAACUGCGUAGAGCAUACUGCAUAACUCAGUUGCCAUUGUGGUUUGGGAAUAAACUGCACAGAUAUGGUCAGGUAUGGUGUGUUUUUCAAUGAAGGUUUACAAAGUUUCAUAUUUAGUACUAAACAAUUUGCUCAAUUUGUGUGUCCUUAAAUGGAUCAUUUAUUGUUAAAAUAUUUGUGGAAACUGAAAUAAAACUGCAUAACUUGUGUAUGCAAUGGUUGUAGUCCUUACAUAUCAAUACAAAAUGGAAAUAAAAUGUGUCAAGUGAAGAAUGAUUGUGUAUGCUGAAAGUUUGUAACUAUAAUGGAUGGUGAUUCCUUUGUUUAAUAUACUUCAUGUCAAUGUAAAUGUAGUAGGUUUUCUGCAAAGUGUGAAGGAUUAAAAUCUUGUUUGCAAAUUUUA